UCGCCGUAAGCUACAAGUCGCUCAAGAGGGCAUGCAUCCUCCCUGAACCUUCUUCUUCUUUCCUUAUUCAAACGAACUACUCCCCGCUUUGCCAGACUCCGCCGCCAUCCGAUGGCUACGGCACCGCAUCUCCACUCUCUAUCAGACCACUAGCGAACCCAUAAACACAUUCAUUCUCUUACUACUGUCCUUACCACCAACAAUCACACUCAUUCUUUAUACCUGCGGUUCAGCCCGGUGCUGUGCCUGCCCUUAAUAACACCGCCAUGCCUUACCGCUCCUUCAUAUGCCGACUGCUCUUCUGCGCCGUAUUCUCCGUAUCCGUUCUCAAUAUCUUCACCAGGGCCACUCAGCCCCGCUUUCACGCCGGAAAAGCCUCCAACCAUCAUCUUACUGAAGAAACUUUCUGUCCAAAGUCCAAGCUCGCUGAUGACGUUUUGGUCGUCUUGCGAACCGGAGCCACCGAAUCACAAGAAAAGGUGCCAGUGCACUUCCGUACCACCUUGCGAUGCGUUCCCCAUUUUGUUGUGCACUCGGACCUGGAUGAGGACAUAGAGGGACACGCUGUUCACGACGUGCUCAAAGGAGUUAGCGAAGAGACGAAGACGACGAAUGAGGAUUUCAAGUUGUACCACCAACUCCAAGAGCAUGGAAGACGAGGUGUAAAGCAGCAGCAGGUUCUCACAUCAUUGUCCGGCUCGUCGCAAGGGGAUUACUUGCGAACUGACAAUGCUGGAUGGCAGCUGGACAAGUGGAAAUUCUUACCUAUGAUCGACCAGGCGCUAGAGGAGAAGCCGGAUGCGAAGUGGUACUUCUUCAUGGAAGCGGACACGUACAUGAACUGGAACAACCUUUUGGAAUUUCUUGGCAACUUUGACGACAGCAAGCCCUACUACAUUGGCAAACAUCUGUUCAUCAAUGAGGUCGAGUUUGCGUAUGGUGGCGCCGGAUUUGCCCUUUCAAAUCCAGCCAUGCAGAGAGUCGCAUCGCGACGAUCUGAGCGCAUUAGUGAAUAUGAGGAGUUCACAAAGACACAUUGGGUUGGAGACUGCGCACUCGGCAAAGUACUUGAAGACGUACAUGUUCCUCUUCAUCGCGCAUUCCCACACUUCCAAGGCGAUUCCCCAGCCACCCUCGACCCCGCAGUCUCCAAGAUUGACCGCGAUCUAUGGUGCUUCCCUGCCGUUACCUACCACCAUGUCGCCCCUGCUGAAAUCGAAGAGCUUUGGGAUUUUGAGCAAGACUGGUAUAAACGACAUCAAAUUCUCCUACGCCAUCGAGACGUGUUCAUGGAGCUUGUGCGACCAAAGAUCGACGCAUCAGUCCCUGGGUGGGAUAACAUGUCAGCAGACAAGGAGUACAAUGCGCACGAUCAUUCGGCUGUAGAGAAUGAACUUGAGCGAAAUGCCUGGAAAUCUUUUGAGCACUGCCGUGCAUUGUGCGAGGAGCAGGAUAACUGCAUGCAAUUCUCCUUCGACGCAGGGAGCUGCGGCAUAUCCACAUCGUUCAGAUUGGGUUACGCGAAGCCGCAAGGAAUGAUGAGGAGUGGAUGGAUGCUGGAUCGUGUAGACGACCUAUUCAGGAGCUUAGAAGAGCAGUGUGGCCUGCGAGAUUGGUUCGCGCCACAGGAGAGUACCACCAACACGGAGUUGAAGAUGAAAAUGAGGCGGAAGAGGACGGUCACCUUCCCUACACAACCCUAGGGGACGAACACCGCUUGCAUAACAGCAUCAGAAAGGCGUUUUAGGAUUAGUUUUUUUUUCUGGAGAUGAUACCCCCCAACAACACUCGCUUGCAUAGAUUCAUAAGUUUCACUACAUAGUCAAAGGCUGCACUGCGCAUGACCUAAAUGAAGAAAUCAAAAAAAUAAUCAACUAAGCA
This is a messenger RNA of Alternaria alternata, 1881 nucleotides long. RefSeq lists its product as hypothetical. The record is from RefSeq and is a predicted model, not a curated record. The coding region runs from base 267 to 1703 and encodes 478 amino acids. The transcript has a single exon. Gene Ontology annotation, molecular function: glycosyltransferase activity. Gene Ontology annotation, cellular component: membrane. NCBI's taxonomy places the organism in Eukaryota, Fungi, Ascomycota, Dothideomycetes, Pleosporales, Pleosporaceae.